UCUGAUUGGCUGUAGGUGUGUCCUGAGGCUGUGGGGAAGUGUUUGGCCGUGUUACCGUAUUUCUUCAUUACUUCCGGGCCUCACCGUAAUCAUCCGUGAUUGAGCGACACCGUCGUCCGGGGCUGUUGCUGGUUGUCAGGGCGCAGCCGCUAGAAGGACCCGAAUACAAUGGAGAGCCCCACAGUCUUGCUGGAGUCCAGGUCUCUGCCCAUCCACCUCCUGAAGGAAAUGCACCAAUUCCGGCUGCUGGGCCACUUAUGCGAUAUAACUGUAAGAGUGGAGCAUCAGGGGACCACCGAGGACUUCAGCGCCCACAAAACCAUCCUGGCAGCCUCCAGCAAGUAUUUCAAGGAGAUCUUUACCAGCGAUCGGCUCCUGGGUUGUAGUUCUGUCUUGAUGAAUGAAAUCUCAGCCGUGGAUUUCGCCUUGUUUCUGGAAUUCAUCUAUACGGCCAAGCUGGAAGUAGAAGAAGACAAAGUCCAGCGAGUCAACGAUGUAGCCGAAAAACUAAAAUGCUUUGACUUGGCCAAGGCCUGCAGUCAGCAUAGAAAGCAGAUGCUGGAAGAGUCGGUGUGGUUGGAUCUGCAGAAUAUUGAGGAAUCGCAAGACGGCGAGGAUGACAUGCAGGAACUGCAUAUAAAUUCUCUGACGGAUCUCCAGUCUUCUGGAGCAGAUGAGGUCCAAAGUACGGAUAACUUUCACAAUGGCCAAGACGGCAAACUCAGAGAGGAGUCGUGUUUGGAGGCCUCCUCAACCAUAGAAGUGGAGGAGUAUAUGGAAAAAAUGGAGCCCUCCAAGCAUUCCAGCUCCAAAUCCAGGAGGUUGAGUGGACGCCUACCUGGGAGGAAAGCCGUGGUUGAGAUUCCCAAGAAGAAGUACACAAGACGACUUCGGGAACAGCAAGACGGUGAAGACGUUGACUCCUUACUGAACGGCAUUGGGAGGGAACCAUUUCCAUGCAAUGAGGAGCUUAUCGGCGAGCAGACCGAGGACAGCAUCAAAGCUGAAGAGGACGAGGACAGUCCAUGUGAAUUGGCGGAGAGCGGAAAGACCUCCAACGAUGAUGAUAAUCCUCAAGCGACUGGUAAAUACGUGGCAUGUUCUAUCUGCGGGGAGAACUUUGAAGAUGAAAAGGCGUACGUGAAACACUCGAAGCAGAAUCACGCAAAUUCCGAGGAGAUCUACCAGUGCAAUAUUUGCAACCAAAACUUUGCAAAUAAGUGCAACUUAAAAAGCCACCAGCGUCACGUGCACAGCAACGAGCGCCAGUUCCCGUGUGAGCUCUGCAACAAGAAGUUCAAGAGGAAAAAAGACAUCAAGAGGCACAUUUUGCAGGUCCACGAGGGUGGAGGAGAAAGACACUUCUGCCAAGUGUGCAGGAAAGGUCUAAGUUCCAAGACGGCCUUGAGGCUCCAUGAAAGAACGCACACCGGGGACAAACCCUUUAAAUGUUCCUUGUGUAUCGCCCGGUUUUCCCAGACUUCUGCGCUGAAAACGCACAUGAGAACUCACACUGGAGAAAAGCCGUUUGCCUGUGAGGAGUGCGGAGCCAAGUUUACCCAGAACCAUAUGCUGAUCUAUCACAGGCGCUGUCACACAGGGGAGAGGCCUUUUAUGUGUGAGACGUGUGGGAAAAGUUUUGCCUCCAAAGAAUAUUUAAAGCAUCACAACCGCAUUCACACCGGAGCCAAACCCUUCAAAUGUGACAUCUGCUUCAGAACGUUCGCUCAGAGGAAUUCUCUCUACCAGCACAUUAAAGUUCACACUGGAGAACGGCCGUAUUGCUGCAAACAAUGUGGAAAGCAGUUCACUCAGCUGAACGCACUACAGAGGCACAACCGCAUUCACACGGGAGAGAAGCCCUUCAUGUGUAUAGCGUGUCAGCGGACGUUCACCGAUAAAUCCACCCUGCGGAGACACACCUCGAUCCAUGAUAAAAACAUGCCCUGGAAGUCAUUCCUUGUUGUUCUGGAUCCUAAAGCUGAAGAUGGGCAGAAAUCGGAGCUUACUGAGGAGGACAGCGAAGACUCCUCUAAAGCUGCAGAGAAGCUCGCUUACCCCGAGAACUGUCACUACCAGAACCUGACGGUGGUCCCGGGAAGUGUGGACUUAUUACAUGAGAACAAUGCUACCUCCAUCCUGAACUGCAAGGCGGACUGUACCAUCAUUCCUCAGGAAGUGUAUAUCGCCACUACGCUGAGCCACCUGACCGUCCUCCACACACAGCCCGACUCCUCCAUCCCCGCUAUGGUCAAUAUGGAAUAGAUCUAUCAGCGAGGCCAGAACCAAUAUCUGGUAUUGAUCACUAUCGGUGUGGCCAGAACCAAUAUCUGAUACUGAUCACCAUCGGUGUGGCCAGAACUAAUAUCUGAUAUUGAUCACAUCACCAUCGGUGUGGCCAGAACUAAUAUCUGAUAUUGAUCACAUCACCAUCGGUGUGACCAGAACCAAUAUCUGAUAUUGAUCACCAUCGGUGUGACCAGAACCAAUAUCUGAUACUGAUCACUAUCGGUGUGGCCAUAACCAAUAUCUGAUACUGAUCACCAUCGGUGUGGCCAUAACCAAUAUCUGAUACUGAUCACCAUCGGUGUGACCAGAACCAAUAUCUGAUACUGAUCACCACCGGUGUGACCAGAACCAUUAUCUGGUAUUGAUCACCAUCGGUGUGACCAGAACCAAUAUCUGAUACUGAUCACUAUCGGUGUGGCCAGAACCAAUAUCUGAUAUUGAUCACCAUCGGUGUGGCCAUAACCAAUAUCUGAUACUGAUCACCAUCGGUGUGACCAGAACCAAUAUCUGAUACUGAUCACUAUCGGUGUGACCAGAACCAAUAUCUGAUACUGAUCACUAUCGGUGUGGCCAGAACCAAUAUCUGAUACUGAUCACUAUCGGAGUGACCAGAACUAAUAUCUGAUACUGAUCACCAUCGGUGUGACCAGAACCAAUAUCUGAUACUGAUCACUAUCGGUGUGGCCAGAACUAAUAUCUGAUAUUGAUCACUAUCUGUGUGGCCAGAACUAAUAUCUGAUAUUGAUCACAUCACCAUCAGUGUGGCCAGGACAAUUCCAGUACCAGUCUUGCCAGUGUUUGGAAGAUUGAGCUAUUUCUUUGUAUGCAGACGGUUUAUGAAUUUUCUUUUUUUUUCUCCAGAAAUGAAAUUUCCUUAACAAUAAAUUUCUCUUCCAUCCCCGUCA
Molecule: messenger RNA, 3194 nt
Organism: Rana temporaria (common frog)
Lineage: Eukaryota; Metazoa; Chordata; Amphibia; Anura; Ranidae
Gene: GZF1
Product: GDNF inducible zinc finger protein 1
Exons: 6
Coding region: 169-2265 (698 amino acids)
Biological process (GO): regulation of cytokine production; regulation of immune system process; negative regulation of transcription by RNA polymerase II
Molecular function (GO): protein binding
Source: RefSeq, a predicted model, not a curated record